Messenger RNA from Elephantulus edwardii (Cape elephant shrew), 537 nucleotides. RefSeq names its product M-phase specific PLK1 interacting protein (gene MPLKIP). Lineage: Eukaryota; Metazoa; Chordata; Mammalia; Macroscelidea; Macroscelididae. The record is from RefSeq and is a predicted model, not a curated record. Gene Ontology annotation, cellular component: nucleus; centrosome; midbody. The coding region runs from base 1 to 537 and encodes 178 amino acids. The transcript is spliced from 2 exons.
AUGCAGCGGCCCAACUUUCGACCCCCAACCCCUCCUUACCCUGGUCCUGGUGUAGGAGGGUGGGGUGGCUGGAGCGGCUUCCGGGGCACCCCGGGUGGGAGCGGGCCAAGGCCGCCUUCCCCUCGGGAGGCUUACGGGAGUCCGCACCACACGUCGCCCUAUGGGCCGCGUUCCAAGGCGUAUGGGAGCAGCCACUCUCCACGACAUGGCGGCGGCUUCCCGGGGAGCCGGUUCGGGUCCCCAUCCCCUGGUGGCUACCCUAGCUCCUACUCCAAGUCCCCUGCAGGGUGCCAGCAGCAAUUCGGCUACUCCCCAGGACAGCAGAUCCACCUCCAGGGUUCUCCAAGGACAUCCACUCCAUUUGGAUCAGGGCGUGAUAGAGAAAAAAGACUGUCUAAUGAGGUGGAAAAUUAUUUCAAGCCUUCAAUGCUUGAAGACCCUUGGGCUGGCCUUGAACCAAUAUCUGUAGCGGAUAUAAGCCAGCAGUACAGCAGUACUCAAACACCGCCAGGCAAAAAAGGAAGAUACUUUUGUUAA